Penaeus vannamei (Pacific white shrimp) is the source of this 655-nucleotide messenger RNA. The record is from RefSeq and is a predicted model, not a curated record. Lineage: Eukaryota; Metazoa; Arthropoda; Malacostraca; Decapoda; Penaeidae.
AAAAUGGAACCAGUGGGAGGCGGAGUCUUCGUCGCCUCGAGCCUUCUCAACCACUCGUGCAACCCGUCCGUUGCAGCCUUCAGCUACGGCAGGACGCAAGUGCUGCGAGCCGUCAGGCAUAUCCCCGCUGGUCGUCCACUUACGUACAACUACGGGAGUUUUUACUGCACGGAAGACGAAGACACGAGAAGAGCAGGUCUUCUCAAGCAGUACAGCUUUACCUGCUGCUGCGAGGCCUGUGAGAACGGCUGGUAUGCCUUAUUUCAUCUUUCCUCAGACCUUGUGCUCAGUUGCCCGAAAUGUUCCACAACGCCAUCAACGUCGUGUCGUUCCUGUGAAUGUACAACUGUCAAGAAACGAAUAGAACAGAUUGUGAACAGUUUUGAUGUGAUGUAUCUUCAAAUCUUACUCAAGGACGUAUCCUCUAAUGACGUGAACAUGUUGAUAGACGUGAUUAAGCUCAUGGAAAAGUGGGUACAAUUGCCAUGCAGAGAUUAUUUCGAUGCUCAGGAGUUACUGAAAUUCUAUUUCGACACAAGAGGCUCACAUGUAUAUGUAUAAUGGGAGGAUUUUUCACGAGAAAGCCUUGCAUUCAUUCCUACAAAUUUUAUUUUGAUACAUGCUUUUUUAUAUGAUUAAAAGAUCUGUCCCUGAC